AGCAGUAUUUUUGUUCGGAGCGCCCCCUCCUUCCCGGACCGUCGCGUGGGUUCCUUUCUGCCCAACAUGGCUCGACGUAGCGGCAUUGCUUUGCUUAUUGUGGCAGCUCUGUGUGUUGCACCAACCUUCGUGGCACCUCGCUCCCAGCCACCAGUGGAGGUAGACACUGCCCGUGUGGCGGCCAUUGCAGCCGGUUUGACCCCCUUGGCGUUGGAGCAGCCUGCCUCCGCGUACGACAGUGUAGUGGCCAUGCUGCAAAGCUGGCUUGUGGGUGGCAUUGCAUUGGUCCUGAUCUAUGGCGCCGCAUUUGUGGCCGCCUUGGCCAACCCAUUGACCAAGCGACGACAGGAGGUGAAGGCUGAAGUGGAUGCCAUCAAGAAAGCAUAGAUAGGCAGCGCCUGGUGACGCCCCGUCACUUUUUCACAGAAAAGUGGUGAGAUGGCCGUGAUGGCGCUGCUGGGAGAGAGGUAGAGAUGGUCAUUGUAGCAGAGCUUCAG
This is a messenger RNA of Cladocopium goreaui, 497 nucleotides long. The record is from the annotation of a GenBank genome assembly. NCBI's taxonomy places the organism in Eukaryota, Dinophyceae, Suessiales, Symbiodiniaceae.